AUGGCUCUGUGUACAUUUCCUUGUUCUGGGAGCUUGAGAAAGGGAUUGAGAGCUGAUUUUGAGAAGCACCCAAGUUUAUGUUUGCAAUGGCUAAAUGGGAUGGGUCUACAGUGUCUGGUCUUCUGCAAGAAUUACCAGACAAGGAAAAGGUCAGCUGGGGUUUGUGCAUCACUUUCAGACAGAGGGGAGUAUUUCUCUCAUAAGCCAGCAACUCCUCUUUUGGACACUAUCAACUACCCAAUCCACAUGAAAAAUCUCUCAGUAAAGGAAUUGAAACAGCUUGCAGAUGAGCUGCGUUCGGAUGUUAUUUUCAACGUGUCGAAAACCGGGGGUCAUCUUGGUUCGAGCCUAGGUGUUAUCGAGCUCACCGUGGCCCUUCAUUACAUUUUUAAUGCUCCUCAAGAUAGAAUACUUUGGGAUGUUGGCCACCAGUCUUAUCCUCAUAAGAUUUUGACCGGCCGAAGACAGAAAAUGCCGACUCUGAGACAGACGGAAGGCCUUUCAGGUUUUACUAAGCGGUCUGAGAGUGAUUAUGACUGCUUUGGUGCCGGUCAUAGCUCGACAACUAUAUCAGCUGGAUUAGGGAUGGCCGUGGGAAGGGACCUUAAAGGCAGAAAGAAUCAUGUCGUGGCCGUUAUAGGCGAUGGUGCCAUGACAGCUGGCCAGGCAUACGAGGCAAUGAACAAUGCCGGCUACUUAGAUUCUGACAUGAUUGUUAUUCUUAACGACAACAAACAAGUCUCUUUGCCCACUGCGAAUUUGGAUGGCCCCACUCCUCCAGUUGGGGCGUUGAGUAGUGCUUUGAGCCGGUUACAGUCCAACCGGCCCCUCAGAGAACUAAGAGAAGUCGCCAAGGGAGUGACUAAGCAAAUUGGAGGGCCUAUGCAUGAGCUAGCGGCCAAGGUGGACGAAUAUGCUCGUGGGCUCAUCAGUGGAUCCGGGUCAACCCUGUUUGAGGAGCUCGGGCUUUACUAUAUUGGCCCUGUUGAUGGUCACAAUCUCGAUGACCUGACAGCGAUUCUUAGAGAAGUUAAGAACACUAAGAUUACAGGCCCGGUGUUGAUCCAUGUCGUGACCGAGAAAGGCAGAGGAUACCCAUAUGCCGAGAAAGCUGCAGACAAGUAUCACGGCGUGACAAAAUUCGAUCCGGCAACUGGGAAGCAAUUCAAAUCGAGCACGCCAACUCAGUCCUACACGACCUACUUUGCAGAGGCCCUCAUAGCAGAAGCCGAGAAGGACAAGGAUAUAGUGGCCAUCCAUGCUGCAAUGGGAGGCGGCACAGGCUUGAACCUCUUUGAGCGCCGUUUUCCGACUCGGUGCUUUGAUGUCGGCAUAGCCGAACAACAUGCCGUGACUUUUGCUGCAGGCUUAGCCUGUGAAGGCAUUAAACCCUUCUGUGCAAUCUACUCGUCCUUCAUACAAAGGGGUUACGAUCAGGUGGUGCAUGACGUGGACUUGCAGAAGCUUCCGGUGAGAUUCGCAAUGGAUAGAGCCGGAUUGGUUGGAGCUGAUGGACCUACACAUUGUGGAGCUUUUGAUGUUGCUUUUAUGGCGUGCCUCCCGAACAUGGUGGUGAUGGCUCCUUCGGACGAGGCUGAACUGUUCCACAUGGUUGCAACGGCUGCUGCCAUUGACGACCGUCCGAGCUGUUUCCGUUAUCCGAGAGGAAACGGAAUAGGAGUGGAGCUGCCGAAAGGAAACAAAGGCAUUCCCCUUGAGAUCGGUAAGGGCCGAAUACUGAUGGAAGGGGAGAGAGUGGCUCUUUUGGGAUAUGGAACGGCAGUUCAGAGCUGUUUAGCUGCGGCUGAUUUGGUCGAGCCACACGGUCUGAAGCUGACGGUUGCAGAUGCUCGUUUUUGCAAGCCAUUGGAUCACGCGCUUAUUCGGGCCUUAGCUAAAUCACACGAGGUACUGAUCACGGUUGAAGAAGGCUCGAUCGGUGGGUUUGGUUCACAUGUUGCUCAGUUCAUGGCCCUGGAUGGACUUCUUGAUGGAAAGCUAAAGUGGAGGCCUCUGGUUCUUCCCGAUCGAUACAUAGACCACGGUGCACCGGCCGAUCAACUGAUGCAGGCGGGCUUGACACCGUCACAUAUAGCAGCAACCGUUUUCAAUAUACUCGGAAAAGCUAGGGAAGCUCUUGAGAUCAUGUCUUAG
This is a messenger RNA of Striga hermonthica, 2154 nucleotides long. The record is from the annotation of a GenBank genome assembly. Lineage: Eukaryota; Viridiplantae; Streptophyta; Magnoliopsida; Lamiales; Orobanchaceae.